Camellia sinensis is the source of this 1353-nucleotide messenger RNA. RefSeq names its product cold-regulated protein 27. Gene Ontology annotation, biological process: response to cold; regulation of circadian rhythm. The record is from RefSeq and is a predicted model, not a curated record. NCBI's taxonomy places the organism in Eukaryota, Viridiplantae, Streptophyta, Magnoliopsida, Ericales, Theaceae.
CACACCACCGCCUUUCUCUCUCUCUCUCUCUCUUCUCCACCAAGAACAAGAGAAGCACCAAAUUUAGCCAAAUUUCUCUAAAUUUAGACUCUCACUCUUUGCAUUGUCUGAACAAAGCUAUGGAGGACAAUUUCCGGCCACGGUCGCCGCCAGAUCUCGCCGCGGCGGAUCGGUGCAGGAACGAGUUGACUCGGACUUACUCUUACUCGGACUCGUCCUCUGUCACUGUUGAUAAUUCGAAAGCUAGACCGUACACGCCCUGGACGGAUGAGAAGCACAAUUCAUAUCUUAAUGGUUUGGAAGUAUCAUUUGUUAAGCAGUUGCACCAUUCCUUUGGUUUGCUGUCUUGGUGCUCAAAACUGAACACGUCUGAUCGAAGUCCAUCCCAGCAACUACCUGUCAAUGCUAGUUAUUCUUCUGACCAGUUCACAGUUUUACGAGAAGGUUCUAGACAGAAGAUCAAUUUUGAGAGGGAACAGGCUUUACCACAUAGUGCAGCUGGUACUCAUGUUGUUGUAGAAAGUCCUUGGAUACGUCAUUUUACAUGUUCAGACAAACACAGUACCAAAAAAUCAGUUGAUUUGCAAGAAUGCAGCAUGUUCCACAGGGAUGAGAUACCGUUGAGAGGGAAGAGGAUUUUCUCCCAUGGAUUAACAAGUUUAGGACAGCGGUGUUUAUGCCACAAAUGCCAUCAGCAUGCAAUUGGUACUAUUGCAGUCAUUGGGGUUCCUGCUGCAGAGGUUUCGGAUCAGAACUUUGUGGAUGAAGAUCGGGAGGAGAAGUCAAGCAGUUUGUCCAAGGCAAAAAAGUUAAAGAAGUCCACAACAACAAAUGACCAAAUAGUGCCCUCCGGAGACCCUUUUACUGCGAAAACUUCGACUUCCAGAAAUGCUUUACCGGAAAGAGGAGAGCAAGUGCAUCAUGAAUGUCUGCCAGAAAACGUCGAGAGCUUGGUUUGCCCAGAAAAUGAUGUGAAAUCUUUUUUAAGACAGAAAAGAUGUGACUUGAAGUUUGAAAGGUUAUUGUAAGCGCAGAAGCAUCGAUUCAUGAAGAAGUUGAAAAGAAACAGUCAAGAGUCAAUUCCGAUUAGGAGAAAUUAGUGGAAAUGCUGGCACAAAAUUAUUUGAUUGAAUACUAGUAAGAAAGAUCGUUUGGUUGUUUGUUUCUAUUAGUCAGAGAAUUUAUUGGUGAGGGUAUGAAGUUUAUGAUAUUUAGAGAGCUGGUUAGCAAUAUUGAAAAUAUUUAUCCUCUCUCCAUCUCAUUCUCUCUUUCCCCCUCUCUAGUUUGGGAUAUUUUAUUCUAAUUUCUAAUGUGGUCCUCAAAUUUUGUAAUAUAUAUAUUUUUUUAACUUAA